CCCAACCCUACCUGUUUUCUUUAUUCUUUCUCUACCAAAGCACUCUUCAUCUGUGCAUAAAUUACCCCAACCCCACACUCUAAGUCCUCUUUUCUUUCCUUCUUCUUCUUCUUCUUCUUCUUCUUCUUCUUCCAUUCAAUCCAAAUUCCAAAACCUCCAUUUUCUCUCUCCUCUCUCUCUCUCUCUCUCUCUGCCACUGCUUCUUCCUCUUCCUCCAUGAGAGUUUGCUUACGUUCUUCCCCAUGGGCAAAUACAUCAGGAAAUCCAAAUCAUCUCGUGAAAUCACUCUCAUCGACGCCUCUCAAUCCUCCUACAUUGGCGUUCGCACUCGUGCCAAAACCCUAGCUCUCCAGCGCCUUCAGAAGACUUCCAAUUCUCCCCCGCCUCCCCCUUCUCCGGCCACCUCCGGUUCCUAUCUCCAGCUCCGCAGCCGCCGCCUUCACAAACCACCCACACCCAGUAUUCCUCUUCCCAAUUACUCCAGGAAGCUGAAAUUGCCUCAGGGGACUACCAAUGCUCGUGGUCGAAGAGUUUCCGCCGAUUCCAGAGGAACCUCUAGGUUGGGGGUUUGUUCCGUUGCUGGUGGUUCUAUUGAGUCUGUGUCACCUCGGCGCGGCGACGCGGCUCAGGAAAUGGUGGUUAAACAUAGCGAGGUUCAGGAAAAUUUGAAUAUUCACGACAUUCAGGAAGAGACUUCGUUUGGAGAGAAUCUUUUGGAUUUUGAAGGUGGAAUGAGUAGGGAAUCCACUCCUUGCAGUUUGAUAAGGAAGCCCGAGAGCAUACGAACACCCAGUUCAUCUACGAAGGCGUCGAGUACCACUGAUGAUAGGAUACAGCUGCAGAACUCCUCUGCAACAGAUGUACCAACUGCUCGGGAAGUUGACGAUUUCUUCAACUGCGCCGAAGGAGAGCAGCAGAGAAAAUUCAUUGAGAAGUAUAACUUUGACCCGAUCACAGACAAGCCACUUCCAGGACGUUACGAAUGGGAGAAAUUGGAUUAGAUGACAUUCAUUCAAUAUAUCUGGACCUAUGUUUCUCAAAGUUUCUCAGGUUAUGUUGUGCUUAUAAUUGGUAGAUAGUCAGAUCUUAGUUUCUGUCACCCUUUUACUUGUAAAGAAGUAGGGCUGUACUAAUGGUCUGUAACAUAACAAGAAUUUGAAUUACACAGCAAAUAGAACUCAAAGCCUUCUGUCUAACAGAUUGGUCUUGGGAAGGAAGGGAACAGGCUAGAGGCAGGGUGUGUAUGGCUUGGUGUAGGAUUUAGGCUUUUGGGUAAUUAGGUGAAUGUGUGGGGUACAGAAAUUUACUUAGAAUUUUUUUUCUCUCUCUUUUUCUUUUCCUCCAUUUGUACUGUAUUUUCCUCCCUAUACUUGUACCGAUGGAAUAGUGGGAUAAAAAAUCCCCUCUGAUGGAAUAAAAUUUAACCAUCCCUUUUCCCCAUAUCUUGUUGUUGUUUUUGUCUCUUCUUCCUUGAUUAUCUUUGUUUGCAGUUUUUUGGUCACAGUAGACUUUGGCCCCUCUCUUACAUAUGUCUCCAUGCAAGACAAGUCACUCCACACUUCAUUUAUUUGAGGAUAAGCAUCACUGUGAUCUCGUCUCAAGGUGCUGGAGCCACCACUGUUCAGAAAGAAUCAGAAAUUCAGAACCUACUAUUUCGUAACCCUGUGUUCAUCCAUUUAAGAACAACAGAAAUCAGAUUUGAAGGGUGCAGCUCAAAUAUAGGUACUCUUUUCUAAACUUACGUUUCCUUAAAAGGAUCAAUUUUCAGUAAUCUAUAAGUUAUUAAACUGUCUUUUAGAGAAAAUUUACCUAAAAAGAAAAGGAUUUAAAUCCAUAUUUAUGAAUGAGUGAGAAAUGGGGGAGAGUAUUUUUGGUUGGUGGGUCAUAGCCAUAGGUGACAAAGAUGAGUGUGUGGGGCUAAAAGCAAAGGCAAAGGGCACCUAAGUCCUCUUCUCUUAGAAAAAACAGUGUGAAGGGUAACUUUCAGAGCCUGCAAAUUGCGAAGGCACAGCAGAGCACAGAGGAAGAAGAGAAGAUGUUUACAGGAAAAGAAAUUGGCAUGUGCUUUGCUUUGUGCUUUUCAUUGGAAGUGAGCCCCAGUGGUCCUAAGGUUUCUAACUAACACCUUUUCUGUGCAUUGAUGAAUGAUGAUUAUGACUGCAUUUUCUUUGUUCUUCCUUCCUUCUCUUCACUCUUAAAUGAGGCCUUCUUCACAAGAAACCACUCUUUAUGUGCAUGACAAUGACCUCCAUUUAAUCCUCUCCUUUCCAUCUCUCAUCCCGUCCCAUCGGUCCCAUCUCGUACCGUCCCGUCCCCUCCUUUUUUUCUUUCUCUUUUUGUUUGGUGAAAAUGCAAAUAGUUAGGGAGGGAUUGAAUUUUGCUGAUUGAACUACCAUUCCCAUUAUAAGGAGUUAGAUGGCCAUUAAUUAAGCAUAAUGAAAGUCUAGUUUUUUCGUUAAGAAAGAAAAGGGAAAAAAAUGGAGAUGUCGAGGUAAUAGAAAGUUCAUAAAAUGAGCCUCCUAAUAAAUGAAUAUUAUUGGAUCAAACCAUGAAGGAAAAACA
Messenger RNA from Benincasa hispida (wax gourd), 2562 nucleotides. RefSeq names its product cyclin-dependent kinase inhibitor 5-like. Gene Ontology annotation, biological process: negative regulation of cyclin-dependent protein serine/threonine kinase activity. Gene Ontology annotation, cellular component: nucleus. Gene Ontology annotation, molecular function: cyclin-dependent protein serine/threonine kinase inhibitor activity. The record is from RefSeq and is a predicted model, not a curated record. NCBI's taxonomy places the organism in Eukaryota, Viridiplantae, Streptophyta, Magnoliopsida, Cucurbitales, Cucurbitaceae.